AUGGAGGAGGUCAAUAAGCUGAUAAAUUAUCAUAGGCGGUACGCGCUCGCGCUCAUCGGUCCAGUGGGGGUGUUGCUCACAGGGAUGGCGCUUCACUUCUACACGCUAAUCCGCGAGAGGCCAUCGGAUGGCCUCUACUGGGCCACGAUCACGUUGACCACCAUUGGCAUGGCCAUCUGCCCAGAGUCUAACAUGGCGAAACUUUUUGCUACGUUCUACUUGCCACUGGCAGUGAUCGCACUCGCAGACGCAGUCUCAGACGUUCAGAUGAGUGGAAUGCGUCGCAAGAUCCGAGGAUUCCGGGCGUUGAUGACGUGA
Emiliania huxleyi CCMP1516 is the source of this 318-nucleotide messenger RNA. RefSeq lists its product as hypothetical. Lineage: Eukaryota; Haptophyta; Isochrysidales; Noelaerhabdaceae. The record is from RefSeq and is a predicted model, not a curated record. Bases 1 to 318 code for a protein of 105 amino acids. The transcript has 2 exons.